This is a messenger RNA of Oryzias latipes (Japanese medaka), 1283 nucleotides long. It is a transcript of the gene bphl, whose product is annotated as biphenyl hydrolase like. Gene Ontology annotation, molecular function: serine hydrolase activity. The record is from RefSeq and is a predicted model, not a curated record. Lineage: Eukaryota; Metazoa; Chordata; Actinopteri; Beloniformes; Adrianichthyidae.
CACAAAAGCGUCGCAUCAGGAGUGAAAGUGCCGAACUGAUCCAGCCUUCAGGUUUGGGUUAAAGCAAACCUGCAGCGCAGAACUGCACGGACUUUGGCCCAAACGAUUCAAACCAGCUGGAUGAUCUGGUCUGCGCAGGCGGACUGGAGCUGGAGCUGCCGGAACCGAACCUGCAGGAAUGUUUCUGGUUUCACUCGGGAGAUGUUUGUUUAAAAGCGGGUCUGUAGUUCAGAGAACCAUGACUGCGACUCAGCCGUACUGCUCAGUGGUGUACUCCGGCAGGCAGCGCGUGAACGGAGUAGAUCUUUACUAUGAGCAGACGGGCAAAGGAAAGCAUGCUGUGCUGCUCAUACCGGGGGCUCUGGGAAGCACAAGGACAGACUUUGGUCCUCAGCUGAAAUGUCUGAACAAGGAACGCUUCACUGUAGUUUGCUGGGAUCCUCGUGGUUAUGGACAGUCCCGUCCCCCGGAUCGAGACUUCCCCCCUGACUUCUUUGAUAGAGAUGCUAAAGACGCAGUGGAUCUGAUGAAGACUCUGGGCUUUGGCAACUUCUCUCUGCUGGGUUGGAGUGAUGGAGGAAUCACUGCUCUGAUUGCAGCGGCAACAAAUCCUGCUCUCAUCAAAAAAUUGGUUGUUUGGGGAUCUAACGCCUUCGUUUCUCAGGAAGACCUCAAACUUUACAACAUGGUACGGGACGUCUCCAGGUGGAGUGCACGCAUGCGGCAGCCCAUGGAGGAGGUUUACGGCGCUCACGGUUUUGCUAAAACGUGGGAGGCCUGGGUGGAUGGAAUUGCACAGUUUGCUAAAAAACCAGGAGGAAGUAUUUGCAGGGAACAGUUGCCCUUAAUCAGCUGUCCAACCCUAAUCGUCCACGGAGAAAAAGACCCCAUGGUGCCAAGUUUUCAUCCUCAGUACCUCCUCAAACACAUCAAAGGAUCCAGAUUGCAUUCCAUGCCAGAAGGAAAACACAACCUCCAUCUGCGGUAUGCUGACGAGUUCAACAAACUGGUUGAAGACUUUCUAGAAGAGUAAAAACUGGAAGCAGUUAUUGUAAAUGUGGCAAUCUUUCUGCAAACCAGUCUUAACUUCAUUUAUUUGUACAUGAUCCAAGAAUGUGACUUGUUUAUCACGUGUAUUUUCUGUAGCUAUCACAGCUAUUGAUGGAAAUGUAAGCCAUAGUGCAAAUUUUCUAAGAAAAUGUGAUUGAUACACCUUUUUGAAAAGUAUUGUAAAAAAAAACUGCCUUCACCUACAGAUUUAAAGAGACUGUUUUACAAAAUUA